UCUUAACUGUCUUCGCCUUGAACCAGCAUGGUUGGGGCAACCGAUCGUUGCCAGAGGGGAGAUGUUGGGUUCAUGGGAUGUUUUCGCAGGGGUGGAAAUGGCGUCGAAAUCUGAGACAGAGAAUGAGAACACGAGAGAGUCUGAAAACAAGAAAAGGAAGAAUAGAUUGAAUUGUUCAAGCGAUUCCAGCCAGUCAUUGCGACGUAUCUCGUUAGGAUGAAAAGCCGUGACAAAAGAAGACGGGAUUUCCAAGGACCCACAUGAGUUGGUGGCGGUAAAGCGCUAAAUCAUUGUUUGCCAACCACCAAUAAACCUAAAAAGGAAGAAGAAGAACCAACGUGGUUUGCACGGCUAACGAGGAUGAAUGAGAACAUUGACAGACACGACUAACGAGUCAAACAACACAACAGAUAACCAUGUUUAUCGUGGAUGAAGAUUGGAAUGAUGAACCCGAUUCUCUAGUCCUGAGUAAUACUGUUCUCAAAAGUACUCAAAAGACUGACUGCAGCAUCGAUGUCAAGUCAAAGCGAGUUGGAAAAAAGAGCCUGUUACGGACCCUUCAGACACUGGGAUCCGUACCAGAAUGGAAGAACGAAGGACCCCAGGAGGGCUGUGAUAGUGACACAGAAACGACCCCGUUACAAACGAAGAGGAAGAAAAAAAGAAGCAAAAGGCGAAGGCAAGGGGAUGAAAAAGACAAAGACGACGGUGAUGUACACCUGGUUGGCAAGGACGAAAAACCGGCACCCAAAUUGAAGAAGAACGUAAAAUUCGGUUCUCAAAAAAUAAAGAAAACAGAUUUGCAUACAGAGAAAAUUGAAAAAACUCCAGCAGUUAAGUCGAGAGAAGAAAUUGAAGAAGAUGCAGGGAAAUUAAACCGGAAGCAAUGGAGAAACAGAAUGAAAAACAAGAAGAGAUGUAAAAAUAAAUACAGACAAGAUAAGCCUGAGCAAAAAGAAAUUACAGAAGGCACUAAAGAACAAUGCAACACAGAGGGGCAACUAAAAGAGAAUUCGCAAAAUAACAGCAGUAAAAAAGUGCUUACUCAAACACCAGCCCAAAAAACAAAAAAGGAUAGGGAACUCAAACCACACGAAGGAAAACCCAUGUCUUUGUCAGUGGACACACAAACAGUCACAGGAAAUAAGAGCCUUACCGCUCAAGGGGGUAAGCAUAAAAAAAGUUUAUUUGAAUCUUCUCACCACAAAUCAAAACAGGACACAGCUGAACCUCAAAGGGAGAUUGCAGAUGACCACCCAACAUCUGCUAAGAGACCCAAGCUCGAGAUGAACAAUGAACUGCGUCAAAAAAGAGAGAAGUUACGGAGGCUGCUCAGCAGUCAGGAACCAGACAACCGAGAAGGCGGGACAGAGCCUAAGGAAGAGGAUAAAGCAGCACAUGCAGAGCAAGAGGUCAAAGAGGCUAUAGUAGACCGCUCUGCAACCCUGAGAGCCCGUAUGGAACAGCGGUUGGAAGCAGCACGUUUUCGCUACAUUAAUGAGCUCCUGUACACCACAUCCAGCGGUGAAGCAAAACGCAUGUUCAAACAGGAUCCCCAAGCAUUUGGGAUUUACCACAAGGGCUACACAGCUCAAGUUCAGAGAUGGCCAGCUAAUCCAGUGGAUGCUAUUAUCGCCUACAUUCGUCGAAAACCUGCCUCUCUAGUGGUUGCAGACUUUGGCUGUGGUGACUGCAAGAUUGCCUGUAGUGUAAAGAACAAAGUGCACAGCUUUGACCUUGCACCGGUCUCUGAGCUUGUAACUGUCUGCGACAUGGCCAAUGUUCCUCUUGAUGAUGGCACCGUGGACAUUGCUGUGUUUUGCCUUUCGCUUAUGGGGACCAACCUGACGGAUUUUUUAGUGGAGGCUAAUCGUGUCUUGGUGAUGGGGGGUGUCCUUCAAGUAGCAGAAGUGGCAAGCAGAUUUGAUGAUGUACGGCGCUUCCUGACUACAAUGGCCACUCUAGGAUUCAAGCUUGUUUCCAAGGAUACAGAAAACAGUCACUUCUACACCUUUGAAUUCAUCAAGACACAAGAUGCUCCAGAGAACAUGAAAAAAUUAAACCUGCAGUUGAGGCCGUGUGUGUACAAGAAAAGAUGAGUGAAAGUGAAAGGACUUAAUUAUAAAACGUGCACUUGUAUUUAGUUGUGCUUUAUGAAAUCUAUUCAAAGCUUCCCCUGAAAUAUCCGUGUAAUGGAUUGUGGUGGUGUCCAUUCACAUUGGUUUCCCUUCUGUAUACGCUGAAAGAUUUUAUUGAUUUAUUACUGAUAAAUAUAACAUUUCAUGUUGUGCUUUUUCUGAGAAAGUGUUUCUUUAAAAUAGUAAUCCUGUCAUGAAAAGUGGAAUUGAAAUUUCAUCAUCGAUGGGGGAAAUUAAUUAAGAACAGUACCUA
This is a messenger RNA of Lampris incognitus (smalleye Pacific opah), 2391 nucleotides long. It is a transcript of the gene rrp8, whose product is annotated as ribosomal RNA processing 8. The coding region runs from base 417 to 2099 and encodes 560 amino acids. Gene Ontology annotation, cellular component: chromatin silencing complex; nucleolus; rDNA heterochromatin. Lineage: Eukaryota; Metazoa; Chordata; Actinopteri; Lampriformes; Lampridae. Gene Ontology annotation, molecular function: methyltransferase activity. The record is from RefSeq and is a predicted model, not a curated record. Gene Ontology annotation, biological process: cellular response to glucose starvation; rDNA heterochromatin formation; regulation of transcription by glucose. The transcript is spliced from 9 exons.